UAAUACCAAAGAAGAGGAAGUAGCUAGCUUGGCUAACCACAUCAGCUGUGUGCCACAUUUUUGUGAAGCUUUUGAACAGCGUUGCCAUCCAGACCUUUUUUUGUUGUUGCCAAGACUGAGCCUGUUGGCUUGUACCUCCAGCUCUAGGACCAGACAUGGCACGUGGUCAUCAAAAAGUCCAGUCUCAGCAGAAGAAUGCCAAGAAACAAGCAGAGGCCAAGAAGGCCAAGGGACAUGAUCAGAAGACGGCCGCAAAGGCAGCUUUAGUGCACACCUGCGGUGUCUGCCUGUCACAGAUGCCGGAUCCCAAAACCUUCAAGCAGCAUUUUGAGAGUAAACACCCCAAAUCACCAAUGCCCCCAGAGCUGGUCGAUGUUGACUCUGGCAUCUGAACCGGACUCCCACUGAAGACCCCAGCUAUGUUCCUUGUUUAAGGCAAACUGUCAAUGCUGAAAACAAACCCAUCUCUCUCUUAUCCACACCCUCAAACAGAAAACAACCCCCCCCCCUCUCUCUCUGAUCCACACCCUCAUGCAGGAAACAAACCCCCCCCUCUCUCUCUGAUCCACACCCUCAUGCAGGAAACAAACCCCCCUCUCUCCCUUAUCCACACCCUCAAACAGCAAACAAACCCCUCUUGUUAAAUGCCUAAUGUCUCUUUUGUUGAUCUUUCAUCCUAGUUUCCAGUUUCUCCCUGUGGAUUACCUAGAAAUAGACACAAUCUCUUUCAUUGUUUCCUUUUAGUUUAUAAUUGAAUGUUGGGUAGAAUGGAGCAGAUGUCCAUUCCCAGCUGUGAGAGGUUGAAGAUGAUCCCUGAUCUGGUGUUAGGUCUGUAGCAUUCUUCUCUUCUAGCUCUAAUCAAUGCUUUGUUUUUGGCUGAUCAAACCCAUCAUUUUUGACAGCGAUGAUCCAAGCUGAAACAUGUUGUGACUUGUUUUCUAAUUCACAUCAAACUCCUCAGCAUAAUUUGUACACUUGGAAAAUGCAUUCAUGCCCCAAUGAUGUAAUAUAACAUUCAAUAAAGUUGGCCUUGUUUAGUAUCUGCUUCAUCUGGUGGCGGAGCUCUGUAAUGGAAA
Oncorhynchus kisutch (coho salmon) is the source of this 1076-nucleotide messenger RNA. RefSeq names its product zinc finger protein 706-like. NCBI's taxonomy places the organism in Eukaryota, Metazoa, Chordata, Actinopteri, Salmoniformes, Salmonidae. The coding region runs from base 156 to 392 and encodes 78 amino acids. The transcript has 3 exons. The record is from RefSeq and is a predicted model, not a curated record.